AUGUCGAGGGACGGAAGCACACUGAUAAUAAGCGAUAGGAAACAUUCUAUGCAUAUCAGGGAGAAAGAAACGGCGAUCUCCUAUUUGCCUCAACCACUUAUAGUGGCUGCCAGUCACGAUUUCUUUUUUGAUGACGACAUGAUCGCCAAACAGGAAUGCUGGUUUGUUAGGAUAAAGCCCCUCCCAUGUGGGCUUGCGAUUCUCCCUGUCUAUGACAAUGGAUCUGCCUUAAGCCCAGAAUUAUUCGAUCUCACGAAAGACAACCUCGCUGACAAGUUUGCAGAUGGUGUUUCUAUGGUUGCUUCGCUAUCCUUUACUCUCUCUUACCCAAAUCUUGCAGCUGCGCUUCACAUAUUCAUCAUUGCCUACAAGAACGUCCUUGCUGUUGCCGUUAUCUCUGUUGUAUCUAUUGAGAGCGCCACUGUUCUUGUCUCCAAGGAAGAAAGGAAAAAGGACGAGCCUGUCAGCGAGUCAGACGAUGACUUGAGCUUUAGUUUGUUUGACUAA
This is a messenger RNA of Asparagus officinalis (garden asparagus), 507 nucleotides long. RefSeq names its product 60S acidic ribosomal protein P0-like. Gene Ontology annotation, biological process: ribosomal large subunit assembly; cytoplasmic translation. Gene Ontology annotation, molecular function: structural constituent of ribosome; large ribosomal subunit rRNA binding. Gene Ontology annotation, cellular component: cytosolic large ribosomal subunit. The record is from RefSeq and is a predicted model, not a curated record. The transcript is spliced from 2 exons. The coding region runs from base 1 to 507 and encodes 168 amino acids. NCBI's taxonomy places the organism in Eukaryota, Viridiplantae, Streptophyta, Magnoliopsida, Asparagales, Asparagaceae.